Messenger RNA from Ceratina calcarata, 3823 nucleotides. RefSeq names its product MICAL-like protein (gene MICAL-like). Gene Ontology annotation, molecular function: protein binding. The transcript is spliced from 12 exons. NCBI's taxonomy places the organism in Eukaryota, Metazoa, Arthropoda, Insecta, Hymenoptera, Apidae. The record is from RefSeq and is a predicted model, not a curated record. The coding region runs from base 565 to 3630 and encodes 1021 amino acids.
CUGGAUCGCACGCAGAGUGUCAGUGUUGUAUCGAAUGUCUCGACCGGUCUCGACCAGUGUCAGCUACUGUUCUCUCUAAAAUGAGCGUGAUAACAAAGAGAAAUAAACAACGUAGCGAUACCGUCAGCUUAUUUUCGUUCUGAUCAGUCUUGACAUGCAAAAGGAACCGCUGUUUACUCCGCAUACUCUUUUAUUUGUGCACCUUCGCGAGCAGUCGUAGCAGAGAGGUUAGGGUAAUCGCUGUGCCAGUCUCGUAUGUACGACCGACCUGUGCGCGGAAGUUGUUAAACGAUAGUAAACAGUUCUCUCGAGGGACAUUGUCGUGCGUUAACGUGAAAUGAAGUGGCUCGACAAAAUAUUUUUGUUCGUGUACGGUGAACUGUGUCCAGGCUGCAGUUCCACUGGCAGAGACUAAAGAAUUGUAACUAUUGGCGGAAACGGGUCACGCGGAUGACGUAAGAAUCGUCGCGAUAACAUAUCGAGGGACACUGGUUAUCGUGUGUCCUCGCUCGUUUGAACUUGGCAUUAAUUUCUGAGAAUCUUCGAUUAAAACGAAUUUGUAAAAUGGGCGAGCGACGAGGCACGAAGGCGUUAGAACUUUGGUGUCGCCGGAUAACCGAGGGUUAUCCCGGCGUCAGUGUGCAGAAUAUGACUACUUCGUGGAAGGACGGUCUCGCGUUCUGCGCAAUGAUUCAUCAUUUCAGGCCCGACCUCAUAUUUUAUUGCGUUUUCAACUUACCGGACUCGUUUAGUUAUGACUUUGACAGUUUAAACAAGAACGACGUGUAUGGCAACAACGAGCUGGCGUUUCGAAUAGCGGAACAGCAUCUUGGUAUCCCGGCGCUUUUGGACGCGGAGGACAUGGCCUCGUGUUCCGUGCCUGACCGAUUGUCCAUUCUCACGUACCUCUCGCAGUUUUAUCAGACCUUCGGUGGUUCGUCGCCGACACGUGUUCCAGUGAGUAGAGCAACAGAUGCUAUGGAAGAAAAGAUCGCGCAGGUGCCCGAAUCUUCGAAAGAAAAGGAGGCGUCGUCGUGCUCGGGUAUGCGAAAGGAUCACUGUGCCGUCUGCGGACUGCCAAUUUUCCUCGCGGAAAAGUUGGUGCUAGCCCGCGUCGCUUACCACCGUACUUGCUUUCGUUGCGCACGGUGCAGCAACCAAUUGACUCCCGGUAAUUACUACGAGACCGAGGAGGGACAAUUCUGCUGCGAGACCUGCCCGGACGAGGAGAUCCUCUCGUCGAGCGUACGGGAUUUAGAGGAAUCCGUGACGAACAGCGGUACCGAGAACGACGACCACGACUCGUCUUCGAAGCUGUCCGGCAGCGACGACGACAAUAUAAUUAAACCAACGUUGCCCAAUGACCCGACGAAAAGAUAUGACCACGAUUCCCCCGUUCCCGACAUAAUCGCGCAAACCUCCCGGCUCCGUUUGAACUUCAUCGCGAAUCAGCUGCUCUCCGAAGAGACCGAUAACUCGGUGAGCGAAUGUGACAAUCAUUUGACGAAUCAUUCUUCGAAUCUAAAUACAGAGAGCCCGAACUCGGUGUCCGCGAUUAAUCACGGGGGAGAGGAGAAAAAGGGGGAGUGCGAUCGUCUUGCCGCGAGUUUGGACUUAGAAUCUCGUUUAGACGAGGAAAGUGUCGGAGAGGAGAACUCGAGGGGUCUGGUUCAGGGCCAGUCGGGUAUCGAGGGUUCUCCUCAUAAAUCGGUGCUUCGCAGCGACGAUAAGGAACGCGGGCCCAGUUCCUUGGUUCAGGAGAGACUUAAACUGUUCGAGAGUAGGACUGAUAGGUUCGAGAAUAAGAAGUAUGAUCGAGGUGUCAAAACGUUUAAGUCAGAGGUGCACGCUAAGAAACGUGACGAUCCGACGUGUCCCGUUACGACGAAGACGGUCGUUGAUCAGGUGGAUGCCUCGGAGUCUCCGAACUCCGAGAGCCUCGGUGCGGCCGGUUCGGUCCAGGUGCUUUCCCACGAAGUGCCAAAUCUGCUAACAGUACCUGAAGAUUCAACGCCGAGUGCUUCGGAAGAAAAGAGUAACGAGGACGAUACGCGCGUAGAUCUCGCGAGCGAUACCGUCGCAACGAACGUAAGUGACAACGAAGACUAUCCGGAGGAUCUAAAUCCGUUCAACGUCGACGAAGAGGAGAAAACGGUCGACUCUAAAGACGUUUCGAAGACCAGUGGUAAUUCGACGAAUCCUUUCGGAGAGGAAGAGGAAGAGGAAAAGGAAGAGGAAAUAGUGAAGAAGACUGAAUUUGUGCCACCAAAACCAGCCACGAGAGUCAACGUCGGUAGUGCUAAAGCUAAUGAACUUACGGAUAAACCGGCGAAGAGACGUUUAGUGGCGCCGCAUAUCAAUUUGAAUCCCUUCUGGAGCGAUGACGAUGAUCACGAUAGUGAUCUCGAGCCUGCUGGGAAAACAGCCACGCCUGUGCCUAAACCGCGUACUUUUAAGAGCAUUCAGGAGAUAGGUAUGAGCGAAGGAAGAUUGAAUCGAAGUCAUAAUGAUUUGUACGCGUCGAACAGUUCCUUGAAAAGCACGGAAACGAGUAUAAGUUCCGGAGGGACCUACAGAAAGAAGAAACAGGCACCGUUGCCACCUAACAUGACAGAACCGAGCGUGUCCGAUCAACGUACGCCGUUCAAGUCGCGGAACGUUUCCACUGGAUAUCACGAUUCACCUACACACUCGACGCCCAAGGCGAGAAAGACGAAACCUGCUCCUCCUCCGCCGAUCGCGACCACGUCUACUUCUGAACAAUCUCCGAUGAGCAAAGCGGCGAACAAUGAGAACAGCUUGUUGUGGGAAGAUCAGAAGACCAACAAGGACGAAGCGAAUAGGAACAGGCAAAGUUUCGGUCAGGUAUCCUGCGACGAAUACAAACCGUAUUUAGACAAAAGCGUCGAGGGGAAGUGGAAAAGGAAAAAGGGACCUGCUCCGCCCUGUCCGAUACCCCAUCGUAGGAAAAUAAAGGUAAUGUCCCUUAAGGACGUUAAAAUGGAGUUAGAUGAGAUAGAAAUGCAACAGCAGGGCUUAGAAAAGCAAGGUGUCCGAUUGGAACAAUUGAUAAGAAGCAAGUGCGAGUCGGGACCCAGAAAUAACGAUGCUAGCCUCGGGACAGACGUAGAGGAAUUAGUCUUAGAGUUAUUUGCUUUGGUGAACGAAAAGAACGAACUGUUCAGGCGGCAGGCCGAAUUGAUGUUGCUCCGAAGGCAGCAGAGGCUGGAAGAGGAACACGCCGAGAUCGAAUAUCAAAUUCGGUGUUUAAUGUCGCGGCACGAAUCGACCAAAACGGACUUCGAUAAACAGAAGGAGGAAGCAUUGAUUCAAAGACUCGUAGAAAUCGUGGAGAAACGGAACGAGAUAGUGGACUGUUUAGAAAUGGAUCGGCGUAGGGAAAUAGAAGAGGACCGGAGUAUCAAUCGACACAUGGAUCUGUUUGCAGCCAAGAAUAAAAACGAGUCUAUGAACAACGAGGUGUCCGAGAAGAAGAAACGGAAACAAAGUAAAUCGAAGGAGAAAACGAAGGAGAAGAAACUGAAGAAGACGUUUAAAAAGGACAUCGACAAAGACGUCGAUGAAAUUGAAUUGACGCUGAAGCGUCACACUAAGCGUAGGUGGUUUUGACUAACAUUUAUCCUUAAGCAUGCGACACUGUGUAAGUUAUUAGACUACUACCUCGAAUUUUGUAUUCAAAGCUUUUUCUAAACUAUCCACUCUACGGAAGCUGCACAGUUAGAUUGUGAAACUCGUAAUAUUUUCAAAUGUUCCAUCCAAAUAUGUAAGAUUUACAACAAUAUACAUGAAAUGUUCACACGUA